Molecule: messenger RNA, 2322 nt
Organism: Abrus precatorius (Indian licorice)
Lineage: Eukaryota; Viridiplantae; Streptophyta; Magnoliopsida; Fabales; Fabaceae
Product: RNA polymerase sigma factor sigA
Exons: 10
Coding region: 521-2053 (510 amino acids)
Biological process (GO): regulation of DNA-templated transcription; DNA-templated transcription initiation
Molecular function (GO): DNA-binding transcription factor activity
Source: RefSeq, a predicted model, not a curated record
AUGCUAAAUCCAAAGCGAACGUGGAAUCAAGAGAACAGAGAACAUAAUGCAUCUUACACCACACAAGCUUGGUCCCCAUAUCUGUUCCAGCCAAUAACGUUUCUUCUUUCCAUAUCUUUAUCUAAUCAUUUUUCUCAUAUUUAUUUAUUUUCUAUUUUCUAUUUUCUAUUACCAUUCUUUCUCCCAGCCAAAUUAACUUCCUCUCCAUCUGAAUAAUAAAAAUAUCGUAAUAAAUAAAAGGAAGGAAAAAGAAAGAAAAAUCUAAUAGUAGUAGUGAAGUUAUUUCUUUCCACAUCAACAGUUUUGCAAGUGAAGUCUCUCCAGUGUGCAGCUGCAGCUGAUUCAGUGAUUCUAAAUUGCUAAGCUACACGUUUUGGAGCAAUCAUCAUUGUUCAAAUUGCAAUUUAUUCCGAAGGUUAGCAACAACUUGGGAAGUUUCUGAAACCAAAACGAGUUAAGGAUCAUUGGUAUAAUAGGACAACUUGAUGGUAAUCAUACAGAGUGGCUAGGAAAGCAUAUAAUGGCUACUGCUGCUGUUAUUGGACUCAGUGGAGGAAAGAGGCUCUUGAGUUCAUCUUACCAUUACUCUGAUAUAAUAGAAAAGCCUUCUUAUGGCAGUGACUUUGGAUUCACACACUAUCAUCUUGCUCCUACAAAAUAUGUAAUAGUUGCCAAGAAGUCAUCCAACUAUCCUCCAACUUUUCCAACGUCCAACCGGCAGAAUCAGUCCAUCAAGGCUCUUAAGGAACAUGUUAAUGGUGUUCCUGCUAUUGCGGAUGCAUGGUUUCAGAGUUACAAUUCUAAUGAGUUAGAGGUGGAAAGCUCUGAACUGGAUUAUUCAGUGGAGGCUCUUCUUUUGCUGCAGAAGUCAAUGCUGGAAAAGCAAUGGAAUCUUUCCUUUGAAAGGGAAGUGUUAACUGAGCAUUCACGAAAAGAAAAAAGCCGUAGGAAAGUGGCUGUAACUUGUUCUGGGGUGUCUGCAAGGCAAAGAAGAAUGAAUUCUAAGAGGAAGACUGUGGUUAAGACUGGCUCUACAAUGAUGCAACCUUGUGGUGCUAUUCAGCUGAGGUCCAUAAUCAGUCCAGAGCUGCUUCAAAACCGUUUGAAGGGCUAUGUGAAAGGUGUAGUGAGUGAAGAAUUACUUUCUCAUGCAGAAGUUGUAAACCUAUCAGAGAAAAUUAAAGUUGGGCUUUCCUUAGAGGAGCAUAAAUCCAGAAUGAAGGAAAAACUAGGAUGUGAACCCUCUGAUGAUCAAAUUGCUACUUCAUUGAAGAUUUCUCGUGCUGAACUACGAGCAAAAAUGAUAGAGAGUUCUCUGGCCAGAGAAAAGUUAGCUAUGAGCAAUGUUCGCUUAGUUAUGUCUAUUGCUCAAAGAUAUGACAACCUAGGUGCAGAAAUGGCUGACCUUGUUCAGGGUGGCUUGAUUGGACUACUUCGCGGUAUUGAAAAGUUUGAUUCUUCAAAAGGGUUUAGGAUUUCAACUUAUGUUUAUUGGUGGAUACGUCAGGGUGUUUCAAGAGCUUUGGUUGAGAAUUCAAGAACAUUAAGAUUGCCUGCUCAUUUACAUGAGAGAUUAUCUUUAAUCCGCAAUGCAAAGUUUAGACUAGAAGAGAGAGGCAUUACUCCAACUAUUGAUAGGAUUGCGAACCACCUUAACAUUUCUCAAAAGAAAGUCAGAAAUGCUACUGAGGCAGUCAGCAAAGUUUUCUCGCUCGAUAGGGAAGCAUUCCCCUCUCUGAAUGGUCUCCAAGGAGAAACUCAUCAUAGUUAUAUUGCAGAUAAUCGCCUUGAGAACAUCCCAUGGAAUGGAGUAGAUGAGUGGGCAUUAAAGGAUGAAGUGAACAAACUCAUUAAUGUGACCCUUGCGGAACGAGAGAGAGAAAUUAUUCGUCUUUAUUAUGGGCUGGAUAAAGAAUGUCUUACGUGGGAAGACAUUAGUAAACGGAUAGGUUUGUCAAGAGAGAGAGUGAGGCAAGUUGGACUUGUUGCGUUGGAGAAACUAAAACAUGCUGCCAGGAAGAGAGAAAUGGAGGCCAUGCUAUUGAAACAUUAAAUAUGGACUCAUCGUACAGAAGAGACAUGUUAUAAUGUAUAUAUACAGAAAGGAAGUGUGUACCUAGAAAUUUGACUUCCUUAUUCAAAAAGAGGACAAACAUUGAAACAUUUGUAAACCCCAUAAAAUAUUGUACGUUGGAAUAAUCCUAUUUUAUCAAUAUGUUGAAAGAUUUUGUUCAGCUUUUAAAAAAAAGUGAAUGUUAGGAUAUAUAAAAAGGUAAUUCUUUUAUAGAUUUUAUAAAAUUUAAAAGCUUCUAUUUGUAUGGU